Prunus armeniaca (apricot) is the source of this 429-nucleotide messenger RNA. The record is from the annotation of a GenBank genome assembly. Lineage: Eukaryota; Viridiplantae; Streptophyta; Magnoliopsida; Rosales; Rosaceae.
AUGAUGCAUGAGGUGCAACCUCGGUUGAAGAUACCAAGUAGGAAGAAAGUUACCGAGGGGGUGCAAGAGUUAUACAUACUUGAAAAGGCAAAGAUAAUGAGUGUGAUUAGUGAGCAAAGAGUUAGUAUUACAACGAUACUUGGACAUCAAUCCAAAACAAACAUGGUUGUGACAGUUCACUUUAUGGAUAGUGAUUGGAACUUGCACAAAAGAAUAAUUAGCUUCACAAAGAUCAGUAGCCAUAAGAGCAUUGACAUAGGGAAAACCCUAGAUGAAUGUUUGACGAAUUGGGGUAUACACAAGGUGUUCACAAUUACCGUUGAUAAUGCUUCUACCAAUGAUGGAGCGGUUGAGUACAUGGCACAAAGCCUAAAUGCAAUGAAUACCUUAAGGUUGGAUAGGAAGUACUUGCACUUGGAGGAGCUUUGA